AUGUCCGACCGCCACAUUUUCACCUCCUCGGAGGGACUCGUCGACAAGUCCCUCAGAGGGUUCAUCUCAUACAAUCCCUCCCUUGGUCUGGACCAGUCAAACCGGGUGGUCUUUGAUUCAACAUACGACAAGUCCAAGAUCAGCAUCAUCUCUGGCGGUGGCUCCGGCCACGAGCCCGCAUGGGCAGGUUAUGUCGGCAACAACAUGCUGGCAGCCUCCGUGUCCGGAGACAUCUUUGCAAGUCCCUCUGCAAAACAAAUCCAGUCUGCCAUUGAGCGCGUGCCCUCAGAGGUCGGCACCAUUCUCGUCAUCACAAACUACACCGGCGACUGCCUCCACUUUGGCCUCGCAGCUGAGAAGGCACGGAGUCGGGGGCACAACUGCCGCAUGAUCAUCUGCGGUGACGAUGUGUCGGUUGGAAAGGCGGGUGGCAGCUUGGUCGGACGCAGAGGUCUUGCAGGACAGAUUGGUGUUCUCAAGGUCAUCAGCGGAGCGGCCGGUGUCAAGGCCGGCACCCUCGACGAUAUUCACAAGCUCGGGGUUUCUGUUGAAUCCGAGAUUGUGUCCAUCGCCGCCACCAUGGAUCACUGCCACGUUCCAGGGCGCACAGAACACGCCCGCCUUGGAGAAAACGAGGUGGAGGUUGGAACGGGACCUCACAACGAGCCUGGGUACAGCAAAGUGUCGCCGGCUCCAUCUGCGCAGGGCUUGAUUGACCAGCUGCUGCGGUACUGCUUGGACCAGGAGGACCCUGACCGAGCGUAUGUCAAGUUCAACAACGACGACGAGACGAUUCUUCUCGUGAGCAACUUUGGAGGAAUUUCCUACCUGGAAAUGGGCGCUUUGGUCGACGAGCUCCUCGAGCAGCUUGACACAAAAUGGAACAUCAGGCCAGCGAGGGUGUACUCAGGCCCUCUGGAGACCUCCCUUAACGCACCCGCAUUCUCAGUAUCGCUGAUGAACAUCACAGCGGCAUCAAAGAAAUGCAGCUUCUCCGCAGAGCAAAUCUUCCAAUUCGCCGACCUCAAGACUAAUACGCACUGGGAGUCAAUGGCCGGCGCGCAAGCCGUCCGCCGAGACCGGAAGCUCCAGUUCGUGCAGUCACCUCCCGAGGAGCCGAAGAAGAUCGAGGCGAACCGCGACGUCAAGAUGGACCCGGCGACGCUCAAGUCCAUGCUGAACAUGGCUUGCCUGGCGGUUAUCGACGCCGAACCCGACUUGACAAAGUGGGACAUGGUGAUGGGCGACGGCGACUGCGGCGAGACCCUCAAGACGGGCGCGUCGCAUCUACUCGAUGCUCUUGAUAACAAAGGCAUCGCGGCCGAGGGCUCCAUCGUCUCGGUUCUCCACGAGCUGGAGGACAUUGUCGAGAGCAAGAUGGGCGGCACGCUCGGUGGCAUCCUUGGCAUCUUCUUCGUCUCGCUCAGCAACUCGGUGGAAAAGAACGCGUCCCUGGCAAAGUCGCAGGGAAUUCUGCCUCUAUGGACUCUGGCGCUCACGUCUGCUUUGGAGCAUCUGAGCCACUACACGCCUGCCAAGAUUGGAGACCGGACGAUCCUUGAUGUGCUGAUUCCUUUUGUCGAGGCGAUUCGCAACAAGGGGUUCGAGGGAGCUGUUCAGGCGGCGGUCGAGGGGGCCGAGUACACGAGGAAGACCAAGGCGAAGCUUGGUCGCGCGACGUAUGUUGCGGCUUCUGGGAAGGAUACGUCAUUCCACCCUGACCCUGGUGCUUGGGGUGCGAUGGUCGCCAUCAAGGGCUUACAAUCUGGCAUGGCUUGA
This is a messenger RNA of Colletotrichum orchidophilum, 1779 nucleotides long. Its product is annotated as dihydroxyacetone kinase. Gene Ontology annotation, cellular component: cytosol. The transcript has a single exon. Gene Ontology annotation, biological process: glycerol catabolic process. NCBI's taxonomy places the organism in Eukaryota, Fungi, Ascomycota, Sordariomycetes, Glomerellales, Glomerellaceae. Gene Ontology annotation, molecular function: ATP binding; glycerone kinase activity. Bases 1 to 1779 code for a protein of 592 amino acids. The record is from RefSeq and is a predicted model, not a curated record.